Messenger RNA from Diplodia corticola, 1674 nucleotides. RefSeq names its product prenylcysteine lyase. Gene Ontology annotation, molecular function: prenylcysteine oxidase activity. The transcript is spliced from 3 exons. The coding region runs from base 1 to 1674 and encodes 557 amino acids. The record is from RefSeq and is a predicted model, not a curated record. Lineage: Eukaryota; Fungi; Ascomycota; Dothideomycetes; Botryosphaeriales; Botryosphaeriaceae. Gene Ontology annotation, biological process: prenylated protein catabolic process; prenylcysteine catabolic process.
AUGUUGCGCAACUUGGCAUUACUGGCAGCCUCCUGCCUAUUCGCUCAUCACGCAAGCUGCCACGAUGCAAGCAGCCCUCAGGAUCAUCUCUCCGCCGCCAGCGUCCCUGCCAAAAGGGUCGCCAUCAUAGGCGCUGGCGCCGGCGGAUCAUCCGCUGCCUACCAUCUGUCCGGGUACGCAUCAGCGGCCGGCAUCGCGACCAACAUCACCGUCUUCGAGCGGGCGCCCUACAUCGGCGGGCGCUCGACCACCGUGCACGCGUACGAUGUGCCCUCCAUGCCCGUCGAGCUCGGCGCGAGCAUCUUCGUCCAAGUAAACCAGAUUCUCGUGGACGCGGCGGCGCGCUUCAACCUGUCGUCCGACGGCCUCGGCGAUGCAAUCGCCGUCGAAGGGGAGGAUGACGACGACAAAGGGCGCGACUUGCUGGGCGUGUGGGACGGACACCAGUUCGUGCUUACCACCCCGGAUGACAUGGGCUGGUGGGACAAGGCCAAGAUGCUGUGGAAGUACGGGCUCGCACCGAUUCGCACCAUGCAGUUGAUGAAGAAGACGGUCGGUGCCUUCCUGAACAUGUACGAUGCCCCGCAUUUCCCGUGGACGUCCAUCUCAGAAAUAGCACACGAGCUGGGCCUGGUGGACGCAUCCGCAGCGACGGGAGCCGAGUUCUUGAGGAAGAACGGGAUCGGGGAAGCCUUUGCGCACGAUGUGGUGCAGGCAAGCACCCGCGUAAACUACGCCCAAAACCUCGCCCUCGUCAACGGCCUCAUCUCCAUGGUCUGCAUGGCCACCGACGGCGCCAUGAGCAUCGACGGCGGCAACUGGCAAAUCUUCGCCGCCAUGGCCACCGCCGCAACCCACGACAUCCGGCUCAACACGACCGUCUCCGCCCUCGCCAAGCAAGCCGACGGCACCUACCUGCUCACCCCCUCGACCGCAACCACCGGCGCCGCCGCCGCCCCGGAAGCCUUCGACGAAGUCAUCCUCGCCGCCCCCUACCAAUUCGCCAACAUCACCUUCACGCCGCACCCCCCCAAGCACGUCCCGGACGCCAUCCCCUACGUCCGCCUGCACGUCACCCUCUUCGCGUCGCCGCACCGCCUCUCCCCCGCCGCCUUCAACCUCGCCCCCGGCACGCCCGUCCCGCGCGUCGUCCUCACGACGCUGGGCGCCGACGACGCGCCCGGCACCAGCCCCGACGACAACCGCUCGCGCGCCGGCGCCGCGGGCUUCUUCUCCAUCUCGACGCUGCGCACCGUGCGCCACCCGCGCACCGCGCGCCGCGAGCACCUCUACAAGAUCUUCUCGCCCGCCCCCGUCUCCGGCGCUUUCCUCGCCAAGAUCCUCGGCGUGCGGACGGAGUUUGACGACGGCGAGAGCGACGUGGGGGAGGAUGCGGCGGGCCGCAGGGGCUCCGUGACGUGGGUGUAUCGGAAGGUGUGGGAUAGCUAUCCGUAUGAGUGGCCGCGGGUGACGUUUGAAGAGGUGCGGUUGGAUGAGGGGUUGUGGUAUACGAGUGGGAUUGAGGGGCUGAUUAGCACGAUGGAGACGAGCGCGCUGGCGGGGAAGAACGUCGCGAGGUUGGUUGUUGAUGGGUGGGUUGGCCGUGGUGAGGAAACGGGUGGUCGAGGAGGUGUCGGGAAGGAGGGCGACGAGGAGGGGGUGAAGGAGCUUUGA